CUGCUGCGUUGCCAGUCUGCGCGCGCGCAUUCUCAAACUCUUUACCGUCCGAAUGUAAUGGCUGCAGAUGGCGUGGACGGACGGUUGAAAGGAACGGGAAAGGGAAGUAAAGGGCGCGCGCAUCAGACCAAACCCAAGACCGAAUGUUUAAAAUUAGUUCUUGUUUUUGCCCGUCUAAAUUUACUCAGCAUUACAAACAGACGGAGAGCAUUCGGCGCAACAUAGAUACACUCUGGCACGGUCGGCUGUUCACAGUGCGCUAUCCGUGUCCGUGUGUGUGUGUGUGUGUGUAUUUUCACCCUCUUUCACAACACCACAACUCGUUACAUCGUCGUCAUGCGAUCCAGUCACGGGCAAGUGUCCAUCUACUAAUCGUCUCCUUCAUCCGAAACAUUCAAACGUGUUGUGAACUACCGGGGAUGUGAGUUCCGCCCCGAGAGGAAAAAAAAAAAACAAGGAACACCUCACCCACUGUCACGAGGACCCGGGAGGAGCGGGACGUGCCACACACGUCUGGUGUGAGCGUGUGUGUGUUAUUGUGGGACAGCCAGCAUUUGUGUUCCAGCCAGUCUAGUGGUUGCGGAAAGCGGAAAGAAAACACGAUAAACCCGUACACAGGCGACGAGUCAAACCGAAAUGAUCCGGCAACGUUCGUCCGUCCGGAGCCGCGGCUCAUCCUCCACCACGAUCAGCGAUCCACGCGAGAAGGUAAAGGACUGCUGCCGCAAGUUUGUCGCGUUCAUGUGCACCCAGGUCGGGGUGGGUGGGUUAAUAGUGGCGUACGCGCUCGUCGGUGCCGCCAGCUUCAUGUCGAUCGAAACGCAGGAACCGAACCCGCUGAUCGAGCAUGUCGUCACGCUCCGGCGGAACUGUGCCGCCGAACUGUGGGACGUCACGGAGCAGCUUAACCUGUUCAACAGCUCGAUCUGGCACUACGAGGCAGAUCUCGUGCUGAAACGCUACCAGGACGACUUUGCCGAAGCAAUACGGCGCGGGUACGAUGGCCGGUCGCCGGAAGAGGUGUGGAACUUUCCCGCCGCGCUCAUGUUCUGUCUCGCCGUCUUUACGAUGAUCGGGUACGGUAAUAUGGUGCCGCGGACGGCUUGGGGUAAGGGUGCGACCGUCAUCUACGCCACGUUCGGCAUUCCGCUGUACAUACUGUACUUUAUGAACAUGGGCAAGGUGCUAGCGUCGACGUUCAAAUGGCUGUACACCUGGUUCCACGAGUGUAGCCACCGGAGCGACGAGGACGGUGGGUUAGCGCUGGAGGAAGGGCCGGGUGGAUUGGCGCCCCGGAAGCGUAUCAUCGUACCGACGACCGCCUGCCUGUGGGUAAUCACCAUCUACAUCGCCACCGGUACAAUCAUGUUUGCCGAGUGGGAAAAAUGGACGUACCUCGAUUCGGCCUACUUUUGCGUGACGAGCCUGUGCAAGAUCGGGAUCGGUGAUUUGGUACCGGGCGCGAACAUACUGGACUCGCAGAGCGGCAAACCGACCAAGCUGGUCAUCAACUUCGUGUACAUGCUGCUCGGGAUGGGGCUGGUCGCGAUGUGCUACAUACUGAUGCGGGAGGAGGUCCGGAUCAAGAUGCAGGAGAUCAAGGAGGAUACGCGCCUGUGUCUGGAGGAUCUGAGCGCCAAGUUUGCCAAGUGCUGCGGUACGAAAGACUCGCAGUACUACGACUAAGUGACCAAUUCCAUGUCAAUGUUUAAGGAGCAGCAGCAGCAGGAGAUUAUGCAUGAUAUGAUGCCUUCCUAGCCGUAAAACGCUCAUGUAUUAGUAGUGUAACAACUUUUGUUUAUCAGGAUUAUCAAGCGUAUAAGCGUACACAGAAGCAGUGCCCAACAAACCACAACAAAUGUGGAAGAAACGUGGAGCUACAAAAAAAAAAAAAACAAAAGGAUAAAGAAAAAAAUGUUUUGUAAUCAUUGCACGUUCAUCAAAAAAUAAAAGCCCGCUCAAUCAAUCGA
This is a messenger RNA of Anopheles stephensi (Asian malaria mosquito), 1970 nucleotides long. RefSeq names its product TWiK family of potassium channels protein 18. Lineage: Eukaryota; Metazoa; Arthropoda; Insecta; Diptera; Culicidae. The transcript is spliced from 2 exons. Gene Ontology annotation, cellular component: membrane. The record is from RefSeq and is a predicted model, not a curated record. Gene Ontology annotation, biological process: stabilization of membrane potential; potassium ion transmembrane transport. Gene Ontology annotation, molecular function: potassium ion leak channel activity. Bases 637 to 1686 code for a protein of 349 amino acids.